CUAAGUAAUUUAGAGCGGCGUGCCAGGCGGGAAUGUAAGAUGGCGGAGUAGCAACGCGAAGCGCUUGGUACAAGUGUCUGGGUCGACCGCUCCUUCGGUUCCCGUCUCCACAGCAGCAGUAGUCGCCUAGCGAAGAGCCUAGGGUAGUUGCCCAAGAUGCCGAAUAUCAAAAUCUUCAGCGGCAGCUCCCACCAGGAUUUAUCCCAGAAGAUCGCUGAUCGCUUAGGCCUGGAGCUGGGCAAGGUGGUGACUAAGAAAUUUAGCAACCAGGAGACGUGUGUGGAAAUUGGUGAAAGUGUGCGUGGGGAAGAUGUUUACAUUGUCCAGAGCGGUUGUGGUGAAAUCAACGACAAUCUAAUGGAGCUUUUGAUCAUGAUUAAUGCCUGCAAGAUUGCCUCAGCCAGCAGGGUCACCGCAGUCAUCCCGUGCUUCCCAUAUGCCCGGCAGGAUAAGAAGGAUAAGAGUCGAGCUCCAAUCUCAGCCAAACUCGUUGCAAAUAUGCUGUCUGUAGCAGGUGCAGACCAUAUCAUCACCAUGGAUCUACAUGCUUCUCAAAUUCAGGGCUUUUUUGAUAUCCCAGUGGACAAUUUGUAUGCAGAGCCAGCUGUCCUGAAGUGGAUUAGGGAGAAUAUCUCUGAGUGGAGGAACUGCACAAUUGUCUCACCUGAUGCUGGUGGGGCCAAGAGAGUUACCUCCAUCGCAGACCGGUUGAAUGUAGACUUCGCCUUGAUUCACAAAGAACGAAAGAAGGCCAAUGAAGUGGACCGCAUGGUGCUAGUGGGAGAUGUGAAGGACAGAGUGGCUAUUCUUGUGGACGACAUGGCUGACACUUGCGGCACAAUCUGCCAUGCAGCUGACAAACUUCUUUCAGCUGGUGCUACCAGAGUUUAUGCUAUCUUGACUCAUGGAAUCUUUUCUGGCCCAGCCAUUUCUCGCAUCAACAAUGCAUGCUUCGAAGCAGUAGUAGUCACCAAUACCAUACCUCAGGAGGACAAGAUGAAGCAUUGCUCUAAAAUACAGGUGAUUGACAUCUCCAUGAUCCUCGCAGAGGCCAUCAGGAGAACUCACAAUGGGGAAUCUGUUUCCUACCUGUUCAGUCACGUCCCUUUAUAAUAGAGUAACUUCUGAGCUUUUCAAACAUAAAAUCAAUCCACCCGUUGUCUUCCCUUGGUAUUCGAUGACAAAUUUGGAAGUACCAGCUUGCUCCAGUAUACCUUUCCACAUCCCACAUCAGACAUAUUAAAGCUUAUCCUAAAUUGAGAAAAGAUAGAUUGAGACUGACUGCUGGGAUUUCUUGCCUGCUUUGUCUCAUUCUACCUUCCUUGAUUUUUGUGUCUACAGCUCAGCUGCUGCAAAAUUUUAAAUGUAUGAUGUUGUUUAAGGCUGUUUGAAUGUGAUUAUGGAAGCUCAGACUCCUUUGCAUGUGAAUACUUCAGGGUUCUUUGUUCAGAACACCUAGGAACAGAGCCCGCCCUUGUGUGACAAGUUCUCUAAGUUCUGUCCUAAAGUACAGAAACCCUUGGGCAGUCCCAAACCUAGUCCCAGUAGUGCAGGUUCCUGUAAGGCAUGAGUAGGCAGCUCAGCUCGAGCAGCUCUUGGACGGGAUUGUGAAGGUGGGGAAGGGAAUAGAUAAUACCUCCAGCAAAUGUUUCUUGGGAGGAAGAAGCCUGACCCAUCAUCAUCUGUUUGUCUGUAUAGCUUGGAUUCCCCUACCUAUUCCAACAGCCACUUUGACCUUCUAGCCAAAUAGCCCCUUGGGCCCAAAUGACUCGCUUCCUACUUUGUCAUCGUUAACAUUCACAUUAGAUAAUUUGCUGUAGCUCAGUCUUCCUUAGCCUGCUACCACCACAGUAGUUGGUUUUAGCUGGCAUUAUAUACUGCCUUUCGAUUAAUUUAAAUAUUUAAUUUUCAUCUUCCAUCCUCGGAUCAAUUUGGCCUUUCAUGACCUGAGAGUUCUGUUAAAAAAGAUUGAUGUUAUUGUCUCUUGUAGAGGAAACUAAUAAAGUAUGUUUGCGUGACUUUGGUUCUAUGACAUAUAUCCACUGAUUUCUCUGCUGAAUGUUUAGUUUCGAUGUCUUGCUGUCCAGUUAUGGCUCAUAUUUCUUGGUUUCUAAAUUAUUUUAUUUACCUUGGUAGUCAAGAGAAAAUAAGAUGCUUCAGCAUCCCAAGAGCUGGGAUUACAGGUGGGCGCCACUACACCUGGCCACCUGCUGAAUCUCUGAUUCUUCUGGUGGCCAAAAUUAGGUAUUUGCUUAGAGGAGGAAAGUUGUUUCCAUAAUUUAUUUAUUUUGAACCAAUUUUGCCAGGUAUAAUUUCUCUUUUCCAGUAGCUGACAUGACUGGCAUUUAAUUUCAGCCCUUCUAAAUAAAAUCUAUUUCGAAGCCCAGCAUGGUGGCACAUGCCUAUAAUCCAAGCACUCUGGGAAGUUGGGGCAGUGAACUAAGAAACAUGUGCCUCUGGCCUUCUGGGCCAUUUUCAUCUAAGAUCUGUUGUGGGCUGGGAGUGUAAGUUAUCGAAAGCAUUUGUCUGGCACGCACCAGCCCCUGAGUUAGGACCCUAGCACUCUAAAAAAUAAUUCAAACCUUUGUUGUUCUGGAAAAAGUCCACAUGAGGAUAAGGUCCCUUUGCUUGCUGGUUAUACUAUUUCCUGAAGUGGGAUCAGUUGGUUCGGCUUCUUCCUUUCAGAAUACAGUAAGUAGUUCCCCCUUUAUCACAGGGGUGUACCAUCUCAGCCCCCCUCCCCCCGGUGGAUGCCUAAAACCAUGGAUAGUACUGGGCCCUAUAUACAGUAUUUUUUCCUUAUACAUACGUACCUGUGAUAAAGUUUGCUUUAUAAGUUAGGCACUGUAAGAUUAAUAACAGCAAUCAAAUAGGACAAUUAUAAAUAAUAAAAUUACCAACAGUAUUACUUUUGUGCCUUGGGGCCAUUACCAGGUAAAAUAAGGGUUACUUGAAUAUGAGCACUGUGGGAUAGAAAUAGUUGAUCUGAUAACCAAGAGUAACUAAGGGGCUGGUAGCAUAUACAAUGUGGAUAUUUUAGAUGAAGAGGUGAUUCAUGUCCUGGGCAAGACAGUGGGAAAGCAUGAGAUUUCAUGUUACUCAGAACAGCAUGCAAUAAAUUGUGAAUUGUUUUAUUUCUGGAAUCUUCUGUUUAAUAUUUCUGGCCUGUGGCCAUAGUUGAAACUAUGGAAAGUGAAACUGCAUAAGGGGCAACUACAGUACUUUGACCUAAGACCUCUACUGUGGUCCCCUUUGAGGAUAUUUGUUUGGGUUUCUUUUGAGGCAGGGUCUCACUAUGUAGUUGAGACUGACCUGGAACUCACUAUGUAGCCCAGGC
Molecule: messenger RNA, 3337 nt
Organism: Fukomys damarensis (Damara mole-rat)
Lineage: Eukaryota; Metazoa; Chordata; Mammalia; Rodentia; Bathyergidae
Product: ribose-phosphate pyrophosphokinase 1
Exons: 7
Coding region: 157-1113 (318 amino acids)
Biological process (GO): ribonucleoside monophosphate biosynthetic process; purine nucleotide biosynthetic process; 5-phosphoribose 1-diphosphate biosynthetic process
Cellular component (GO): ribose phosphate diphosphokinase complex; cytoplasm
Molecular function (GO): ATP binding; ribose phosphate diphosphokinase activity; magnesium ion binding
Source: RefSeq, a predicted model, not a curated record